AUGCCUCUGCCACAGCCAGAAGUAAUAGAAAUACUUGACGAUGAUGACACGGCUUCGGAGACGGGCUUGAAUAGCCCUACUCCUUCAAAAUCGGCACAAAAAAGGAAACAUGAAACUGAAAUCGAAGAGAAGGUUGAGUGGACAGGCGACGAGGAUGAUCUACCUACCAAGCCAAAAAAGCGUCGCGGCAAACGAAAGUCAACGCGAAAGAAAGGAGGCCAAGAUGCUGAUGCAAAAAAUGAAGUCCCUGAAGAGGACUUUGAAAUGGCAGACUUGCCCGAAUAUCUCAUCGAGCGCAGGCGAAAGUUUGACAAUAAGAGGAAACUCCACCAUGACGCUGCUUUGAUGAUACCCCCAGAUUACUCUGGGAUUCAUUUUGAAGAGACGGGAAGACUCAGAGAAUUAGUAGAAAGGCCAAAAUUCCCCGAGAGCAGUGGUAUCAAGCCUUCACGACCGUACAAGGACAUUGAGCUGCCCCAAUCCGCAGGUCUUAUCCCGGCAUCUAUCGCGCAGUACCUUCGAGACUAUCAAGUUGCUGGUGCCUCGUUCCUUCACCGAAAGUUUGUCUACCAAGAAGGUGGUAUACUGGGCGAUGACAUGGGUCUCGGCAAAACAGUGCAAGUGGCGGCCUUUUUGACUGUCGCAUUUGGCAAGACUGGUGAUGAGCGUGACGCCAAACGGCUACGACAGGUUCGCCAGUACCCCGACAGAUGGUACCCGAGAAUACUGAUCAUAUGCCCUGGAUCUCUUAUCAUGAAUUGGAAGAAUGAGCUAGAUCGUUGGGGCUGGUGGCAUACCGACUUGUUUCAUGGAGCCAACAAAGAGGAUGCUCUGAGUACUGCCCGUGCGGGUCGAGUCGAGAUUAUGAUCACCACUUACGACACGUACAAGAAUAGCCGGAGUGCCAUAAACUUGGUCCAGUGGGACGCAGUGAUCGCCGACGAAUGCCACAGGUUGAAAGACAGGUCAUCUGAGACUACCAAGGCUCUGAAUGAGAUCAACGCCCUUUGUCGUAUUGGCUUGACUGGCACGGCAAUUCAGAACCGAUACGAAGAACUUUGGACACUCCUAGACUGGACCAACCCCGGCCACUUUGGGACCCUUCCUGAAUGGACGCAGAGGGUAACUAAGCCACUGACUGUUGGCCAGUCUCAUGAUGCAACCGUAGCUCAACUCAGUUUGGCAAGGACAACAGCUGACAAACUGGUCCAUAAUCUUUUACCCCAAUACUUUCUUCGGCGAAUGAAAUCCAUCAUAGCGAAACAGUUGCCUAAGAAGACAGACCGAGUCGUCUUUUGCCCCUUGACGGAUUUUCAGAGGGAUGCUUACGAGAACUUCCUCAGCAGCGCGGAUAUCGAAACCCUUCGAACCCUUUCAGAGCCAUGCUGCGGAGGCAAGAAGAAAGGAUGGUGUUGCAAUAGCCUUCUAUCUGAUGGCAGGCGAUGGCAGAACAUCGUCUUUCCCAGCAUGAUGGUUCUGCAAAAGCUUGCAAACCAUCUGACCCUUCUCGUGCCUCAGACGACUGACUUGGAAGGAAAACACGAAACAGACAUCAAAACACUACAGACAUGUUUGCCAGAUACUUGGAAAUAUGUCUACGAUAACCGGGACCGGAUUAAGAACCUGGUGAACCCCGAAUUUUGUGGAAAAUGGAAAGUUUUGAAGAAACUGCUCAAGUUCUGGCAUAGCAACGGCGACAAGGUGUUGGUAUUUUCCCACAGUGUGCGGCUUCUACGCAUUCUACAACAUCUAUUUACCAAUACGAGCUAUACCGUCAGUUAUUUGGAUGGCUCAUUGAGUUACGAAGUGCGUCAGGAGGUUGUUGAUACGUUCAACUCUGACCCGACACAAUUCGUUUUUCUCAUAUCGACCAAAGCCGGAGGAGUUGGUCUUAAUAUCACAUCUGCGAACAAGGUCGUCAUUAUCGACCCUCACUGGAACCCGUCUUAUGAUCUUCAAGCACAAGAUCGAGCCUACCGUAUUGGCCAGACUCGCGACGUUGAAGUAUUUCGUCUGAUCUCACUGGGCACCGUUGAAGAAAUUGUUUACGCAAGACAAAUAUACAAGCAGCAGCAGGCGAACAUUGGUUACACUGCAUCAUCCGAGCGCCGUUACUUUAAGGGUGUCCAGCAGGACACAGACCGAAAGGGAGAGAUCUUUGGUCUCGCCAACAUCUUUUUAUAUCAUAACGAUAGCGGCCUGCUACAAGACAUUGUCAAUAAAACUAAUAUUGCCGAGGCUAAAGCAGGUGUGCAUCUUGUGGACGUAGACAUGGAAAAGGCAGCCAAGGAUGAAGAGAACCUCGGUAUCAUCAAGAACGAAGCACCGGACGUCGAAGACGGUGGCAUGAGUCAACUUGCCUCGCUUCUGACAUCGGAGAACCAGCAGCGGAUGCUAGAUGCUAAAAAGCCCAAAAAGCCCAAAAGCGAUGCGAUACAAGCCAUCCUCACUUCUGCCGGUGUUGAGUAUACACACGACAACAGUGAGGUAAUUGGAUCGUCCAAGAUUGAAGAGCAACUCUCGCGACGGGCAGCCAUGGCUUCGUAUACUACACAAGAGGGUCAGAGUGCCCUCUUCGCGGAUCCCGGUGACGAGCGUGGUGAAGGUCUAUUUGGCAUAUACAACCCACCUGAAGAGGCGAAGCUGCGGCAAUUCUGCGAAAUGGCCAAGGAAUUUGGCUUUGCGAACGCAACAGAAUUUGCACUCGUAGUGGAAAGCUGGACGCAGGAGGCAAGGCGGAAUUGCCUAGAUCUGUUCUACAAGAAGAGAGAAGCCAAGCUCAUUCAAGAAGGGAUCAUCAAGGAAGAGGAUGUGAAAGAUGUUGCCAAGAACGAGACGCACGAUCCAGACGCAAAGGAAGAGGUCAAAGAUGAGAAAAUGGAUAUUAGUUCGGUCCUCAAGGAUGAAGACAUCAAGGACAAUAAAGAGAAUAUGCUGAAGAGGGAGAACAUCAAGACUGAGAUGAUCAGCACAAAAGUUGAAGAAGAGAAGAAGGUCAAGACGGAAGGCGCAGGGUCUAGUAUACGAACGUCGAUAUUCCUGUCAGACGACGACGACGAUGAUGAGUUGUGA
This is a messenger RNA of Fusarium pseudograminearum CS3096, 3072 nucleotides long. RefSeq lists its product as uncharacterized. Lineage: Eukaryota; Fungi; Ascomycota; Sordariomycetes; Hypocreales; Nectriaceae. The transcript has a single exon. Bases 1 to 3072 code for a protein of 1023 amino acids. Gene Ontology annotation, molecular function: ATP-dependent chromatin remodeler activity; ATP binding. The record is from RefSeq and is a predicted model, not a curated record.